AUGACCGGUUGUUACCCGCGUCAACGUCGUUACGUAAAGGGAAAAGAGCAAGGACCUUAUGGUCAGAAAAGUUUUCUCUGUCCCAUCAGUUUAGUGGCCAAAGUGAGUUUGAAAAAUGUCCGAGACCCACUGAAGGAAGCGGCUUCACAAAGAGAGAAAGAGACCUCCAGCUUCGCUAAUGCCCGCUCUUUCAGUCUGAGUUGCUCAGUGUUCACCGAGUUGAAGAAGGAGAUUGAAAAAUGUUGGACGGGCUGCUCGGCCGUGGAUUUGCCGCUAAAUGGUUUUCCCUCAGAUCCCUCCCUCUCUUUUAAAUCGUUGAUUAAAUUGACGAAAACUCGGAUCGAUGUGAUACGGAGGAAGAGGAACGCCACGCAGAAGUUUUUGAGGAAAGAUAUCGCUGAUCUACUCGCCAAUGGCCUUGAUAUUAAUGCUUUUGGAAGGGCUGAUGGACUCACAGCGGAGGUGAUACUUUCGUCGUGUUAUGAUUUCGUGGAGCGAUGCUGUGAUUUGGUGCUGAAUCAUCUUUCAGUCAUGCAGAAACAAAGCGAAUGCCCUGAGGAAUGUCGGGAACCUGUAUCAUCACUGAUGUCUGCUGCAGCAAGGUUUUCUGAUUUACCAGAAUUGCGUGACCUUAGGCAACUAUUUCAAGAGAGAUACGAGAAUUCUCUGGAGUAUUUUGUGAAUCAAAAGUUUGUUGAGAACUUAGCUUCAAAGCCUCCUACAUUGGAGAAGAAGGUUCAGUUAAUGAAAGACAUAGCAUUGGAAUUCUCAAUAAAGUGGGACUCCAAGGCCUUUGAACAGAGGAUGUCUAAACCUCCUGCAUUUAUACAGGAAAAGCCAAAAACUUACGGAUCUUCCCAUGUUCCUGAUGAUAAAGGCAAAUUGUCUAAUGGGGCAUCUGCAGUCCCAAAAGGAGAUAAGCAUAAUAUUUUGCCUACAGAAAGGAGGCUUGAUGCCCACAAAUUACACAAUGACAAGGGCGGUACUGUGUUGAAGACGGAUGAGCACAAUCAUCAGACUAGGCAUAGACUCGUUGGAAAAGAAUACAAGUCUCUCAGUGGCAGGGAAGAUACGGUUGUGGAAAAAAAUGGGCAUGGAAUUAUGUUCCAGGAAAGGCAAGAAGUUGUUUCUCACAAAUAUGAAGCAUGGAAUGGAAAGGAGGAUGCUCCCCCAAAGUCAGUUGGAUUGGGCAGUUCAUCUCAGGCAAAAGGACAGGAAAGGCAUCAUGGUAGGGAGAACAAUGUUCCUAAAAGAGACUGCCAUGAAGCUUUACCUCAUGUAAAGCCAAAUGUUGCUGGAUCGCAUGUGAAAAGCAAUGGUAAAGGCUCAUUUGCUGAUGACAAUUAUGGUGGCCAACACAAUGAUGCAAGAUUAGCAAGUAAAGAAGAAGAAAAACCUAAAGUGAAGAAUUAUGGCAUCCCUCCUCCAUAUAUGAAACCUAAUGUCAAAGCAAAAGGUAGAAAACAUGAAACCACUUCUGGUUCUUCACAUCGUAGUUCUGGUAAUGAUGGCAUCACUAAGGAUCCUGUAGCGUAUAACAUAGCCUUUGUUGAUAAUAUACUGGGAGGAGCACAAGAAGGAUCUGAUGAUGAGGGUGAGAGGCGUGCUGCUGCAAAGGUUAAUAAUCACGAUCUUGAGAAGGAUCACGCUCAUCGGGAUGAUGCAUCUAGCAACCACAUACCAAAACCAAGAUCAGCUAGGAGGAGACACUCAAGAUCACGUUCCUCUCACAAUGAUGCCGGAAACAGUGAAGAUGCAGAAGUAGCAAUGAGACAAUCCAGAAGCAGGAGAAGGGAUGAGUCAAGACGAGGCCUGCAACUGUUGUUUGAUGAUGAGCACGGUAAGAAAGAUGAAGAAGAGAGGAGAAUCGAUGAACUGCUGAUUCACUACAGUAAAAAGCCAUCCAACUUUGAACCAGAAAUGUCAAGAAGAAAGUCAAAAAGUCGUCAUCCACAUCAUGCAGGCACUGGUGUUGGUGAAUCUCCAAGGCACGAAAGCAGAGAUGAGUCAGAAGUGGCAACCCCAGCAAGAUCGGUUUCCCUUCCUAAUAAACAUAGCGGUCCAUUAGAGGCAGCCAAAGUAUAUGCUCGGGCGGCUUCCUUUCAACCAGAUAGGUCCAACCCAGCUCGGCAUGUGCAUCCCAAGUUGCCAGACUAUGAUGAUUUGGCUGCCCAAUUUGCAGCACUAAGAGGAAGGUAG
Prunus armeniaca (apricot) is the source of this 2199-nucleotide messenger RNA. The record is from the annotation of a GenBank genome assembly. Lineage: Eukaryota; Viridiplantae; Streptophyta; Magnoliopsida; Rosales; Rosaceae.